UGGCUGGGGGUGGGGGAGAGGACGACGCUCUUGGCGCCCUCGCCGCUCCUUGUCGUGGCUGUGUCGGGGGGAACAUGGCGGCGGCGGCGGCGAUGAGGCAGGAGCUGGUGGUGCUGAUGAACUCCAGCGGCUCGCACAAGGACCUGGCCGGAAAGUACCGUCAGAUCCUGGAAAAGGCUUUGCAGCUCACAGGAGCUGAACAGUUGGAGGCUUUGAAGGCCUUUGUUGAGGCUAUGGUUAAUGAAAAUGUCAGUCUCGUGAUUUCCCGGCAAUUGCUGACUGACUUUUGCUCCCAUCUACCAAAUCUUCCUGAUGGUACAGCCAAAGAAAUUUAUCACUUCACUUUGGAAAAGAUCCAGCCUAGAGUUAUUUCUUUUGAAGAACAGGUGGCUUCUAUAAGACAGCAUCUAGCCACCAUCUAUGAAAAGGAAGAAGACUGGAGAAAUGCCGCUCAAGUUUUGGUGGGAAUUCCAUUGGAAACCGGACAGAAGCAGUAUAAUGUGGACUAUAAAUUGGACACCUAUCUGAAAAUUGCUCGUUUGUAUUUGGAAGAUGAUGAUCCUGUUCAAGCAGAAGCUUACAUUAACCGGGCAUCUCUGCUUCAGAAUGAAUCAACCAAUGAGCAGCUGCAGAUACAUUAUAAGGUGUGCUAUGCUCGUGUCCUGGAUUACAGAAGGAAAUUUAUAGAAGCUGCCCAGCGAUAUAAUGAGCUUUCGUAUAAGUCUAUAGUUCAUGAAACCGAGCGCCUUGAGGCUUUAAAGCAUGCGCUACACUGCACCAUUCUUGCAUCAGCAGGACAGCAGCGUUCCCGUAUGCUGGCAACCCUGUUUAAGGAUGAACGAUGCCAGCAACUUGCAGCUUAUGGCAUUCUAGAGAAAAUGUAUCUGGAUAGAAUUAUUCGAGGGAACCAGCUACAGGAGUUUGCUGCCAUGCUGAUGCCUCACCAGAAAGCAACGACUGCUGAUGGUAAAGUCUACACAGUCUGUUUUUGUCCUGAAGGUUCCAGUAUACUGGACAGGGCUGUCAUUGAGCACAACCUGCUUUCUGCCAGUAAACUGUACAAUAAUAUUACAUUUGAAGAGCUUGGAGCUUUGCUAGAAAUACCACCAGCCAAGGCAGAGAAAAUUGCAUCGCAGAUGAUCACUGAAGGGCGAAUGAAUGGAUUUAUUGAUCAAAUUGAUGGAAUUGUUCACUUUGAAACUCGUGAAGCUUUGCCCACAUGGGACAAACAGAUCCAGUCCCUUUGUUUCCAAGUAAACAAUCUCCUGGAGAAGAUCAGCCAGGCUGCCCCUGAGUGGACGGCACAGGCAAUGGAAGCUCAGAUGUCACAGUAGCAUCCUGAACCAUAUGUAUGGAAUUGCAGCCACCAUCAUAAUUCAGUUGCAACCCUCCCCUCCAUAUUUAAAAGAUCGAAUCUCAUAUUUCCAGAACUUAUUUUGCAAUUGAGGUUAUUUGAAGUCUGUCUUUUUUUUUUGCAGAAUAGGAAGUUAAUUUUCAUUGUUUCUGCAUUGCACGUUGCAAUAUUUUCUUCGAUAAUCCUGGAUCCAUUCAUAGGGGUUAUCUAUGAAUACAGCAAUUCAGAUUUGUUCAGUGAAUUUGGUUGCUCUUUAUUGAAUUCAGUUCGCUAUAAAGUCUGGUUUAAUUGAGAAACUGCAGAACUUCAUUGUGACCCUUUAUCGAAGGAAGCCAAUCCAGAUUGUUUGGGAAUUGUUUGCCGAAGUCAGAAGACAACUACAGAUUGGAUCUGCACUAUCACAAACGUUGUUAUUCAAGAAAAUAAACUCUUCCCAAAGUAUGGACUGUA
Messenger RNA from Leucoraja erinaceus (little skate), 1804 nucleotides. RefSeq names its product COP9 constitutive photomorphogenic homolog subunit 4 (Arabidopsis) (gene cops4). NCBI's taxonomy places the organism in Eukaryota, Metazoa, Chordata, Chondrichthyes, Rajiformes, Rajidae. Gene Ontology annotation, cellular component: COP9 signalosome; cytosol. Bases 75 to 1334 code for a protein of 419 amino acids. The transcript has 10 exons. The record is from RefSeq and is a predicted model, not a curated record.